Molecule: messenger RNA, 5128 nt
Organism: Lytechinus pictus (painted urchin)
Lineage: Eukaryota; Metazoa; Echinodermata; Echinoidea; Temnopleuroida; Toxopneustidae
Product: condensin complex subunit 3-like
Exons: 17
Coding region: 1-2454 (817 amino acids)
Biological process (GO): mitotic chromosome condensation
Cellular component (GO): condensin complex; cytoplasm; condensed chromosome
Source: RefSeq, a predicted model, not a curated record
AUGGUUGCUAAUGGCAACGCUUACAUCAACAUUGUCAAGGACAUCUGCUCUGGUAAGAUGCUUCAGAGCUGGCUUAGAGCCUUUGAUGGUAAUGCCAUUGAUCUUCUCAAGCGCUUGGAUGUUGAGAACUCCUGCGCUACCGCAGAGCUCGCCCUGAAGACCAUUUUCGAGAAGGUUCCCGUCUCGGGAUUGGUGGAGGACUUUGAUCUACUGAAUGAAGAUCUUAUAAUACCAAUUGAUGAGCUGUCUUGUGAGAGUGUAUUAUACUGGCGCUGUCUUGUUGAACAUGUUCGAUCCAAGGGAGACGAUAUUCUGAUGGACAAGCUCCUCCCUACCGCCUCUGCUUUCUGCGACUAUGUCCUCAAAAACUGCAAUGAGAUACAGACCAACGUCCAUAACAUGACGGCCGUGGAGAAUUCCUUGAGCAAGGAGUUUGUAGCCGAGCAUCUCCUCAAGAUGACCGCCAGCCUGGACCAAACAGAUGAAGUUGGACGGAAGAAGCUUGACAGCCUUGUCCAAGACCUCCUGAUCGCCCCACACGUGCCCCCGUCCCUCGUAGCUAUCCUCGUAACCCGUCUUAAAGAUUUCCAUAGCGAAGAUGAGGAACGGAUUGAGCUGAUGGCUCAGAUUAUAUCUGACAUCAGGGUACCGAUUACUACCGUGGAGAAGCCUGUAGCACCUGAGUUGAUUCGUCAGAGGGAACUCAAGCUUGCUAGCGUUCGGCUGGACCUUACCCAGGCCAGGGAUGCUCUUGAAGAUUCCGUAGCCAACCAGGACUUUGGCCAGGCUGCUGAGAUGAAGAAGAGGGUCGAAGAACUGGAAUGCACCAAGAACUCCCUUCUUGAGGAAUCCCUGGUUAUGAACACCACACGAGAGAUUCGCACGGAGAAGAGUGAUCCAGAAACAUUGUUGAAGUGCCUGACGAUUGCAGCAGAGCUUAUGCAGCAUGUAUCGAUGAAGGAGCUUAACCCGACACUGCAGACUCUCUUCACUGUUCUGGUUCUCCCCGGUAUAACCAGCGAGGAUGCAUCUGUCCGUAACAUGGCUGUGAAGUGCCUUGGUCUAGGUGCCCAGAUCAGCAGGGUUUUCGCUAUGCAGCAACUCCUCCUCCUCAUGCAGAUAUCCCAGGUAGAUCAAGAAACAGUCCAGGUAACAGCUCUCCAAGCGAUCUUUGACAUCGCCCAGACCUACGGCCUUGACAUCUUCACAUUGCCAGAGACAAGCUCCGAGAAACAUGAGGAAGGGAAGGACAAUGAAGAGGAAGAGGAGGAGGAAGAAGAAGGGGAAGGUAAAACUAAAGACAAGGAGCAGUCUGCCCAGAGUGCAGCCAACAGCGCCCUCUCCAUUCUUACCAAGUUAUUGGAUUCGGAGAGCAAUGAGCUGCGCACCGUGUCUGCCGAAGGCCUGGCCAAGCUGCUUCUCUCUGGACGCAUCACCAGCCCCAAGCUGCUCUCCCGUCUCCUGCUACUCUGGUACAACCCGACCACCGAGGAAGAUCAGCAUCUCAGGUCCUGCCUGGGUGCUUUCUUCCCGAUAUACUCGUUUGCAGGAAGGGUCCACCAGGAGUGUUGGGAGGAGGCUUUCCUGCUGACCCUGAAGACACUCUUCAAUGCUCCAAUCACCUCACCCCUGGCAGAGAUCAACCCCAGCAAUGUAGCGGAGUUCAUGGUUCACCUCACGGAUCACACUAUGCUCAACGAUAAACAGGCCUCAGAUAUACAGGAGACAACUGUCCAUGACAAUCUAGCCUUGAAGCUCUGUAAUGCCAUCCUGAAGGACCCUGCUGCCCCAGGAACCAGGGUCUUGUCUAAGACACUGACCAUGCUGACUAUCAACAUACACAACAAGGUUCACCUAGCGGACAUCAAGGUCCUAGCUGAUAUGCUUCUUGACCAUGUUGAUGAGAAAGUUGCCCUGCGCCAAGUGGAGAAGUUCUCCGACAACAUCGACAGCUUGUUGGGUGUGGAGAAUGAGGAUGGGGGAGAAAAGACAGAGGAUAGAACAGCUGCUGAAGGGGCAGACAAGUUGGAAAAGGAACAUGAGGCUGGAGAGAAGAAUGAUGGAAUGAUGAACGAGACGGCUCGUAGUGUUGCCGCAGCUCAAGAGCUUUCUGAGGAUUGCAAGAAGGAGCUCGCUGCACAAGAACUGACGGGCAAGAAGAAGACCAGGGCCAGAGGCAAAUCAACCAAGACCCCUGCUGCUAAGAAGCCACUCAAGACUCCCAGUACUAGAGGCAGGAAGAAGGUAGUCAAAGAAGAAAUUACGAGUGACCAUGAGAAUGAGAGUGACCUGACAAGGUCAAAGGCGAAUGGUCGGGUCAGGAAUAUGUCUAAGCUUGCUGAGUUAGUGAUGUCUAGUGAUGACAGCGAUGCUGAGUUCCAAGGAAGAACAAGACAUUCCAAGAGAGACCAAGUUCUAAAGGUCCUCAACUUUGCUGAUGAUGACAGCUGUUAAACCACCAUCGCUAUCAACAUUCAUCAUAUGAGGGCAAUGUGAUAUUUGUAAUUGUUCCAUUUGUAAUCUCAAAAGAAUCCUUGAGAGACAUUUGUAUUAGUCCGACCCAUUUUUUUAUAUCACUUCAUGAACUGUUCAAGCUGUAAUAAUUAAAGACCAUUACAACCUUUCAUAUGAAUUAGAUGGGAGGCGCGAUGGCUCAGUCGGAUUCUGGUGACCUGGGCUCGAUUCCCACCUGGUGCAAUUGUGCCCUGUAGUAAGGCAUUCAUCCUCAUUUCCAGGUCCCUCGGAGAGGACCUUAAGCCAUCGGUCUUCUGGUUGCUUGCUUACAGGCAUUCAUGCUUUCCUAGCAAUCCGGUAAAAAGUCACUACCAUUUACCAUAAUAGACAAAUUAUUUCAGAAAAAAAAUGCUUUAUCAUAUGCAGGGUCACGUGUAUAUGAUUUAUGAAGUUUAUCCAGGGGAGUUUCCACAAAGAGGUAAGAGUGACGUAAAUUACUCUCGAAUGUUAAGUUUCAUGCAGAAUAGAACACCUCUUUACUUUAGUGAGAUCAUGCCCUAGUGAACACUUGAUACAGUUCAGUCAUCACAGGUUAUGUGUUGAAUACCAUUUGAUCAUUGGCACUUGCGCGCGAUAUGAAGUCACUCUUAAAUCUUUGUGAAAUACCCCCUGAAAUUGAAUCUUGAUUGGUUAAGAUAGUGUUUUUCCAUGCACAGUUAGUUUUACAUUCAUAAGUCAAUCUCUUGGGUUAAUUGAUAUUGAAAAAGCUCUGAUAUUACCCCUUUCAUAUUGAGUAAAGUCAUUCGCAUGACUCUAGGAUAAUCUUUAGUGUGAAAGGACUUCUAUGGCUAUUAUAUGCUGCUUCUAAGAUAAAAGCCUUUAUAUUCCAUUGACUUUGUACAGAAAAUGUUGCCAUCCUAUGAUGCUUGAUAUCUGAACAAGGCAUAACAGACUAAAUGCCUGCAUUGUCAGUAGAAAUUGAAGAUAGGAAUUGUAAAAAGUGAUCAUGAUCCUCAGAUAUAUUUGGAUUGAAGUGAGUGUACAGGUGUGGGCAUUGUGACAUACAUGUUAGCUUCUUAUGUAAUCAUUGUAUUGGUAAGUGGUGUAUUUAUGCAAUGUAACAGAAAUGUACUGCAAGAAUGUUCCUCAUGAAUAUGUCAAAUGAAUUUCAACCAUCUAUUAUGAUGCAAAUUAUUGAUCUUACUUUGGUAUUUGAUACAGAUAAUUGGUCUUAUAGUUGAUGCUAAUGGUUUUCUAUACAGUCCUGUCUGUAAUCUAUAUUGACUAUUCAUUUCUAUUGCUUUCCAUCUGUUGUACGUAUAGGGCCCUCAGCUAUUUUGGGGGCAUCCUUCAUUUUAGCUAAUUUAGCUGAAGUUGUUUUUUAUUUCUAUUUUUUUAUAUAGUUUUAUUUCCUAAUAUAAUAUUCACUUCUUCAUAUCUUUUAACUUUUAUUAGAUUUAUUCAUCCAUCCAUCUAUCAAUUCAUUUAUCCAUCCUUGCAUUCAUUCAACCAUCCACUAACUAACUGAUUCAUCCAUUCAUUCCAUCAUCCAUCCAUUCCUUCAUUCAUCCAUUCUUUCUUCCAUUCUUCAUUCAUUCUUUGUUUCUUCAUUCAUUUAUUCCAAUCUUCAUUCAUUUUCAUCAUUCAUCAAUUUUUCAUUCAUUCUUUCUUCUUUUCAUUCAUCAUUUCAUACAUUCCAUCAAUCAUUAAUAUCAUCAAUAUUUCCAUUCAUCCAUCUAUCCAUUCCUUUAUUCUUAUAUCCAUUUAUUCUUGCAUUUCAUUUAAUAAAGGGGGGGGGUACCAAUGAAUUGUCUGUUGAUAGUGCUUAUGAAGCAUAGAAUGUGAUAGAAUAUGUUGCUGGGAUGACAAACGACAUCGCAUCUCAAAGUUAGAAAAAGUCACUUAAUUUUAUGACAACAUUACUACAGUAGUCUCUGCAUAAGUCGACCAUCCAUAGGCAAGGCAAGGCUCCACACUAACUUCUUUUCUUUGUGGCCCGAUCGGUCCACCAAAAUCAUCAUUAUCAUAUUCUUGUUGGCCCGUAAAGCAAAGUUGGUGGCCCUUAAACAAUAGAAAACAUUGCAAUUUAUCAAAACUUUGGUAGCCUGACUGGGCCACCAAUUGCAGGUUUUUUCCAGAAUUUUGGUGGCCCCAUGCACUCUCAUUUUUGGUUGCCCCGGGCCACUGCUAAUGUCGAGCCCUGCCAUAAGUCGAAAAAUGCUGCCAGUCUCCGGCUUUUAUCUGAUAUUGGGUCCAUAUCUUGCUUUUAGGGCUUUAUAUUGUACGGCAUGGCAUAUAUGGGGCUUAAACUUUCUGGCUGCUUAUCAGGCCAAGUGAGUAGAUCUGCUUGGUAUCCUUAUUAUCAUGGUAAUGUCUAUUUAUUUGUGACCAGCCAACCCAAAAUAAGUCCUUUUGUAAGUUAUUGUUGAUCAAUUUUGACAAGUUAUAAAUCAUAAAGCUAAGGAUGUGCCUUUUCAAACUCAAUGCAAAUCUAAAAAAUCAUUUUGGGCGACUUAUUGUUGGUUUGGGGGUGGCUGGUCCCAUAUGACCCUUUUUCCCUUGUCGCAAGACGGGAACAAGAUGUAAAGAGCGCCAUUGGUGUGAAAAUCUGAAGUGGAUAAAAUACCAGUGACUGUAAGUGAGUUGUAAUGGAAAUAAUAUAGCAGUAAAACUA